This is a messenger RNA of Chaetomium strumarium, 712 nucleotides long. RefSeq lists its product as uncharacterized. The record is from RefSeq and is a predicted model, not a curated record. The transcript has 2 exons. The coding region runs from base 359 to 640 and encodes 93 amino acids. Lineage: Eukaryota; Fungi; Ascomycota; Sordariomycetes; Sordariales; Chaetomiaceae.
CAACGACUCAACGUUAACCAGUAGCCGCACACGCCAGUCCUGGCCGGCUAUGGAACGGAACGCUGGACAGGGGGUGAGAGUCUGUUGCUUAUGCUGGCCACGAUUCCUGACGGCGUGGUAUCCUUUCAGAGCCUUCUCCCAAAAGUCCAGCUCCCAGCCAUCUCGAUUGAAGCCUUCGGCGCAUCCGAACACCUGCCGUGGUCUGGCGGACACCGCCCUCCACGGUCCGCCGGCAUAGAAUAGUCAGGAGCCAACAGCAGCAGGACCGGGUCUUCUUUUUUCGAGACUCUCCCACGGCAGUAAAUCCGUGAAUGGCCCUCCACACUAUGAGGAUGCGGAUACCAUUGUUAAAUGCUAAAUGUCAAAAUGUGCACCGAUCUGCUCUGUACUUCUCUGGUCGGGUAGGGCUGCCUUCUGGCAAACUCGGUCGGCAGUGCCUCCAAGUUACCCCCGUUUCAACCCUGACAACUGGAACCAAAGCCUUGACACGCAUGCUCCCUACCUAGGUAAACUCGUUUCGGGGCCUGACAGCAUCUCAGGGGCCCGCGGAAGCCGGAAUCGCGAUUGUCAACACACUACACUACACUUGAGGACAACGGGCUUAUCCCGCCGAGCCAAAAGUGUCUCUACCAACACCUAGCCCAGCUGGCAAACUUCGGUUCGGUUCCGUAAAUGAGAGGGUGGCCAAUCAAUUCUUGGUGUAACGGACGUU